Molecule: messenger RNA, 2167 nt
Organism: Myzus persicae (green peach aphid)
Lineage: Eukaryota; Metazoa; Arthropoda; Insecta; Hemiptera; Aphididae
Gene: spin
Product: protein spinster
Exons: 9
Coding region: 197-1798 (533 amino acids)
Biological process (GO): transmembrane transport
Cellular component (GO): membrane
Molecular function (GO): transmembrane transporter activity
Source: RefSeq, a predicted model, not a curated record
GUCAAAUCCGAAAUCGUCAUCAUUCGUGCUGGAGCCCGACUUAUCGCCGCCAGUUCGACGUCAGUCGUCAUCCACUCUGUGUCCGUGGGCUCCGUAGUCGUUACUCCCUUGCGAUGACUUUAAAACGGUAUUGUGGAUCUGUUGCCCGGCGACGACCAUAGUGGCUUAAUAGGAUUGGAGUAGUUCUGUCGAUGUGAUGCCGACUCAAGUGCUCCAUACCAAUAGCAACGUCAAAAACGUAUUGCAGAUAAUGAACGCCGAACCGUCGUCAGCGCCCAACAACAAUUCUCAACAGCAUCUAAUGAAUGACGAGACGGCAGGUGGUCGUUCGCCGAUCACCGGCAGACAGAAGAUCACAGUCGUUAUACUGUGCUUUGUCAAUUUGAUAAACUACAUGGACCGGUACACAAUAGCAGGUAUUCUAGUCGAUAUUCAACGCCAAUUUAGAAUCGGAGACGACAAAGGUGGCCUACUGCAAACCGCAUUCGUCAUAAGUUACAUGAUAUGCGCUCCAGUCUUUGGCUAUCUGGGAGAUAGAUACAAUAGAAAAUACAUAAUGGCUUUCGGCGUAUUUCUGUGGUCAUUAACUACAUUCGUCGGUUCUUAUAUGAACGAAUAUUAUUUAUUUUUGUUCUUCCGGAGUUUGGUUGGUGUCGGUGAAGCUAGUUAUUCGACUAUUGCGCCUACAAUUAUAAGUGAUAUGUUCGUAAAGGACGUGAGGUCGAAAAUGUUGGCUCUAUUUUAUUUCGCCAUACCCGUGGGAAGUGGUUUAGGCUAUAUCGUCGGCUCGGAAACCGCUAGGAUUCUCGGUUCUUGGCACUGGGGAUUGCGUGUCACGCCGCUGCUCGGCAUGUUGGCUGUCCUCCUGAUAAUGUUCGUUAUGGAAGAACCCGAACGAGGUCAGAGCGAAGGGUAUUCUCACUUGACCACAACGUCUUGGUCUGAGGACAUACAAUUAUUGUGUCGGAAUCGGAGUUUUAUGUUGUCCACUGCCGGAUUCACUUGCGUGGCUUUUGUCACGGGUUCUUUGGCCUGGUGGGGUCCCCAAAUUAUGUGGUCUGGACUUAAAAUGCAAGAAGGUUACGAGGACGUGACGAUAAACAGCGUAUCGCUGAACUUUGGAAUAAUAGCUAUGGCGGCCGGUCUUAUCGGUGUGCCUUUAGGUUCAUACAUGGCUCAACGGCUGAAAGUGCACUAUCCCAAAGCAGACCCGUUGAUCUGCGCUGGCGGUCUUCUGAUAUCGGCUCCACUGCUGUUUCUGGGACUAGCGCUUGCAGACAAGUACAAUUAUCUUGUGCUGGCUCUGAUAUUCUUUGGUCAAGUUUCACUGAAUCUUAAUUGGUCGAUCGUAGCCGAUAUACUAUUAUAUGUCGUCAGUCCUACUAGACGAUCAACUGCUGAAGCAUUUCAAAUUUUGUUUUCACAUGCAUUUGGAGAUGCUGGUAGCCCAUAUCUCAUUGGAGUGAUUUCAGAAAUUUUAAAAAAACUCUUUGCAAAAGGGAGCUUACCAGUACUUAUGGCUUCUAUGACAUUAGCCAGUAAUAAUUUACAAACCUCCAUUGGUGACAAACAAGAUAACAUUAACAACUUCCACAGUCUUCAAUAUGCAUUGUUCAUUACAAGUUUUAUUGAAGUAUUAGGUGCAAUGUUUUUCUUCUUUACUGCUUCCUAUAUUGUCAAGGACAAGGAAUUAGCAGAAACAGAGACUCCAGAUAAUGGACCAGUUACUGUUCAAAACAGGUAUCCCGUGGACGAAACACGUUUGCACGGUCAUUCCAAUCCCCGUUUUGUAGCCUAAAACCAAUGAAAAAAUAAAAAGAAUGACAAUAAAUUUCAUUUUGUGUAAAUUUCAUUUGCGAAAUGCUUGAGUUGUUGUUACGUUACAAUAUUGCAAUUUUAUGUCUCACUGUAUUACACUGUCGUUUGUUAACUGAAAAACGCAUUCGUCUUACAUACAUACCUAAUAAUAAUGUAAAUGUUCACAUUAAAUCUAUCUGUGAUACUUUGAAUAUCGUAAACUAACUCAAAAUCAUAAUAAUUAUUUAAUACAACUGUUAAUUAUGUAUAGAAAGUAACAUGAUUGUACCCACUAUUAUAAAAUGUUAAUCUGAAAAAAACUGCCCUUGUUAAUCUGUUAUAAUAGUAAAGCUGUUGAUGUUUUUUUGUA